AUGAACACCAACGCAGAUCGAGACUUUCACCACCCAUAUGAGCCGUACGAUAUUCAGAAACAGUUUAUGAAUGCAGUCUAUGACUGUCUAGAGGAUAGCAAGGUCGGUAUUUUCGAGUCGCCAACAGGAACCGGCAAAUCGUUGAGUCUAAUCUGCGGCUCCCUGACUUGGCUGCGUGACCAUAAACGCCGGAACUUCGAAGAUGGUUUCGAGAUCGACACAACGAGUAUUGACGAUCCGCCUUGGAUGCUCGAGCAUGCCCGAAACCAGCGGAAGCAGGACGCUUUCCGCCGUAGACAGGAGCUCAAUGAUCGUCUUGCAAAGAUCAAAGCCAAAGAGAAACGCACCAAAGAGCGCUCUGCUGCCGGGGGCUCGGUCUACAAACGACAAAAAGUCGACUCAGAUGACGCUAGUGAGAAGGGUGCUGAGUCACAAUUCGCGCUCGAGGACUAUGAUUCUGAUACAGAACGUGGCAGCGACGCAAAGGUUGACAUGUUCAGUAGCUCUGGCCUUUCUGCAGAGACUCAAGCUUUGAUGAACAAGCUCGGGUUCGAUGUCGGUGAAAAGAAGGCGGAGAACAGUGAUGUACUCGACGAGACGAAAAUCUUCUUCUGCUCGAGGACGCAUUCGCAGCUAACUCAGUUUUCAAAUGAGCUAGCCAGAGUGAAGAUGCCUCCUGCACUCUUGCUGGAUGAUAAAUCAGAUAGCGCUGACGUUGGCGAGUUCACGGAAGAUGUUAAGCAUCUGACUCUCGGUUCGAGAAAGAACUUAUGCAUCAAUCCAAAGGUUAGUCGCCUGGGUAACGCAACAGCCAUCAACGAACGAUGUCUCGAACUGCAGAAAUCUACCAGCAGCGAGAGCAAAUGUCCUGCGUUGCCUACGAAAGACAACGAGGCUUUGUUGAACGAUUUCCGUGACCAUGCGCUGGCAAGGAUCCAUGACAUUGAGGACCUAGGAGCUCUUGGCAAGAAGCUUGGAAUCUGUCCAUAUUAUGCUUCACGGCCGGCUACCAAAUUCUGCGAGAUCAUCACUCUACCGUAUCCUUUGCUUCUCCAAAGAUCUGCCCGCGAGGCGCUCGGUCUUUCUUUGAAGAACCACGUAGUAAUCAUCGACGAAGCGCAUAAUCUGAUGGACGCUAUAGCUGGAAUACACUCCGUUCAGGUUUCAUUGUCUCAAGUUCAGCAGGCUCGGACUCAGCUCACGGCCUAUUUACAGAAGUUCAAAAACCGGCUCAAGGGCAAGAACCGCGUCUAUGUUGCCCAGAUCAUCCGCGUUCUUGAUUCCAUCAUCUUGUAUAUGCAAUCGAUCAGCACAAAUUCGAAAGCAAAUGAUGGCUUGGUCCAAAUAGCCUCCAUUAUGUCUGGCAAGGGUGUUGAUCAGAUCAAUAUCUUCAAGCUCAAUGCGUAUCUUCAGGAGAGUAAACUAGCGCGAAAAGUUGACGGCUACACAGCGUAUGCAGACGUUAUAGAAAAAGAACGCGCAGUGUCGAAACAUACUGAUGGCACAAGUCAAACUUCUCGGCACACUGUGCCGGUGCUUAUGCACGUACAAUCAUUUCUCCUAUCCUUGAUGAAUCCGUCAGCAGAAGGCCGUUUCUUUUACUCGAGGGAAGAUGGUCAUGAACUAUUAUUGCGGUACAUGCUUCUCGACCCCACAUAUCACUUCAAAGAUAUCGUGGAAGACGCAAAAGCCGUGGUAUUGGCAGGCGGGACAAUGUCUCCAAUGAGCGACUACGAACAACAUCUUCUCCCUUACCUCGAUCCUGCAAAAAUUCAGACUCUGUCUUGCGGGCAUGUCAUACCACCAUCGAAUCUGCUGGCAGUGCCGAUAGUGCAAGCUUUGAAUGGUGCUGAUUUUGAUUUCACAUUUGAGGGUCGGAGCAAGGAGAGUACCAUCGUCAACCUCGGGCAAGCUGUCCUCAGCAUGGCUCAGCACAUUCCUGAUGGUUUAAUCGUCUUCUUCCCAAGCUACGCGUACCUGGAUACCUGCAUUGCGACGUGGAAACAUGCGUCUGCACCGCCCACCAACUCCACUUUCUGGGAUCGAUUUGCGCAAACAAAGCCCAUCUUUCUCGAGCAGCGCAGUGACCAGCAAUCCGCAAACAAGGCCCCCGUAUCAAGAGAAGCGGCUGUUGAUUCCGUUCUUACCGCAUAUAGCGCAGCUGUCGCGUCAGGAAACGGUCGAGGCGCACUUCUCUUUGCAGUGAUUGGCGGCACGCUCUCCGAAGGCAUCAACUUCAGUGACACUCUAGGCCGUGGUGUCAUCGUUGUGGGUCUACCCUUUCCUAAUCCGCACUCAGCCGAGUGGAAAGCAAAGCUGCAGUAUAUCUCUUCGAAAGAGACUGCACGAGGUGGAGAUGGCAAGGCCGCAGCAAGGGAGUUCUUUGAGAAUGCAUGUAUGCGUGCUGUCAACCAAUGUGUUGGCCGUGCAAUCCGACACAAAGGCGACUACGCGGCGAUUAUGAUGUUAGAUAAGAGGUACGGCGGCGAACGCAUCCAAAGCAAACUGCCGAAGUGGAUCAGAGGGAGUUUGAUGGCAGCAACGAGCGUGAAAGAAGUGGAGAGGAGACUCGAUCAGUUCUUCGCUGUAAAGAGAUAG
This is a messenger RNA of Ascochyta rabiei, 2598 nucleotides long. RefSeq names its product RNA helicase. Gene Ontology annotation, biological process: nucleobase-containing compound metabolic process; establishment of sister chromatid cohesion. Gene Ontology annotation, cellular component: nucleus. Gene Ontology annotation, molecular function: ATP binding; hydrolase activity, acting on acid anhydrides, in phosphorus-containing anhydrides; DNA helicase activity. The transcript is spliced from 4 exons. The coding region runs from base 1 to 2598 and encodes 865 amino acids. The record is from RefSeq and is a predicted model, not a curated record. Lineage: Eukaryota; Fungi; Ascomycota; Dothideomycetes; Pleosporales; Didymellaceae.